Ricinus communis (castor bean) is the source of this 2459-nucleotide messenger RNA. RefSeq names its product receptor-like cytosolic serine/threonine-protein kinase RBK2. Bases 252 to 2063 code for a protein of 603 amino acids. The record is from RefSeq and is a predicted model, not a curated record. Gene Ontology annotation, biological process: protein phosphorylation. Lineage: Eukaryota; Viridiplantae; Streptophyta; Magnoliopsida; Malpighiales; Euphorbiaceae. The transcript is spliced from 10 exons. Gene Ontology annotation, molecular function: protein kinase activity; ATP binding.
UGGCAAUGACAGAUAAAGCCGAUUUUUAUGCAUGAAAAUCAGGUGGGAAAUUGCCUAAGAAAUCUGACAAAUAUUAGGGAAGCAAAAUGAGAGAUGAUGCCAACCGCUAUUUACAAUUUCUCCCUCAUUUUUCUUUUUUCCCUUUGGUCUUGCCCCUUUCUAGUUUUGGUCACCUCUCUUGAUAUUAUCAUGUAUGGUGUCAAACAACCUUCAGCUUCUUUCUGGUUUCCAUUUUCUGCAUAUUUCUGAAAAUGCUACUGAUUAAAGGCUUUCGAACUAUUCCUAUCAGAAUAGGAAUAUUCCAAGCCCCUCGUAACGGUUCCCGAGAUACAGCCGGAAAAGAUCAAGAAAAGGUGGCAAGUAGUGGCGGUAAUGGUUCCCACGACACGGCUGAGAAUGAUAAAGAAGAGGCGGCAAUUAGUGGCGGUAAUGGUUCCCAUGACACGGCUGGGAAAGAUCAUGAAAAGGAGGCAAUUAGUAGCAGUAAUGGUUCCAGCGACACUGCAGAAAAUGUGGCAAUUAGUGGCAACAAUGUUUUCCACGAGGGCCUUAGCAAUACAGGAGAAGGACAAGAAAAUGCAACUAUUACUGUUGCAGCCAGAACCUUAAAGCGAUCUGGGUUCUCUGAUUCUUUUUCACCUCAUGACAUGAGAUCUUUCAACGCGGAGGAAAUGGAGGGAGGUGAAAAAAUGGGUGUGGUGGACGAAGUUGGUGUAGAAGAAUCUUCUCCAAGAGUAGAUCAGGAAGACAGAUCAACUAGCUUAGAAGCUGAAGCUGAAACAGCUUCUAAAGCCAGCACUUCAGGAUCAGAUGGCCAUCCACAUCAUUACUUAGUUGCCACCCAGUGGCGCGACUUCUUUCGUGUAUUCAAGAAGGGAAAUGCGAAACGCAUACAGACCUUCCCUCUGAAGAAACAAGGUCCGAGGCUUACCAGAACUAAAACCAGAAGAAUGAGAGAGGAAUUGAUUCCAGUUAUAAGCUCCCCUCUGGAUGCUGAACUUUGCUAUCUGAAAUCUUCAUGGAAGAACUUUGCAUUGGCAGACAUUAAAGCUGCAACUAAUGAUUUUAGCCAGGAUAACUUGAUUGGACAGGGAGGCUAUGCUGAAGUUUACAAAGGGCAAUUAGAAGAUGGGCAGCUUGUCGCAAUAAAAAGGCUGACCAGAGGUUCUGCAGAGGAGAUGACAGUUGAUUUCUUAUCUGAGCUUGGGAUUAUGGUACACGUUGACCAUCCCAAUAUCGCUAAAGUGAUUGGAUAUGGAGUUGAAGGAGGGAUGCAUCUUGUGCUUCAAUUGUCUGCCCAUGGAAGCCUAGCAUCUUUACUUUACGGCCCAAGAGAAAAACUGGAUUGGGGACUCAGAUAUAAGAUUGCUCUAGGAACUGCAAUAGGCCUUCAGUAUCUGCAUGAAGACUGCCAAAGGAGAAUUAUCCACAAGGAUAUUAAGGCUGCUAAUAUAUUACUCAGCGAGGAUUUUGAGGCUCAGAUUUCUGAUUUCGGACUUGCAAAAUGGUUACCUGAGCAUUGGACUCAUCAUACUGUAUCAAAAGUUGAAGGGACAUUUGGGUACAUUCCUCCUGAGUUCUUCAUGCAUGGGAUAGUUGAUGAGAAAACUGAUGUUUAUGCUUAUGGUGUAAUACUACUGGAGCUCAUUACUGGAAAGCAAGCUAUAGAUAGUUCUCAGCAAAGCCUUGUGAUGUGGGCGAAACCUUUGCUUAUGAAGAAUAGUAUCAAGGAGCUUGUUGACACAAUUCUUGGAGAUUCCUAUGACGAGAAACAGAUGGAACGUUUGGUCCUGACAGCUUCUUUUUGUAUACAUCAGUCUUCGACACAACGACCUCAAAUGCACCAGGUUGUAGAGAUUCUACAAGGAAAUGAGCAUGUUCUGGAAGAGGUAAAAGAUCUCCAAAAGUCUAUACCCCAAAGAACAUACUCUGAGGAGCUCCUUGAUGCAGACGAAUACAACUCCACAAAGCAUCUAAACGAUCUAAAUCGACAGAUGGAGGUUCUUUUAGACAGUUAUGACAGCUCCAGGAUUACAGAAGAUCUCAAUCUUGAAGCAGAUUAAAUAAAGCCCAAACCAUCCUUAGUUUUUUCACCUGAACGAUGUAGUGCUUCUUGAAACUCGAUUCUUCCAUGAAUCUAUAGAUUCUGUGUUCUUGAUGUUGCUCCCAGAAGCCCAAGAAAAACAUCGAGUCAAUACUCACCAAGAUGAACCCAAAACCACAGGACUAAACAGUUUCGAAAAGAGGCCGCCAAUGUAUACUGAGAGAUACACAAUGCACUGGCGACCAACUGAUAUAUCAGCAUUUCUGCUGUAUGAAGGUGUGAUCAAAAUGUGAGGGAGAACCUUAUAAAUGUAUAUUUUCGUUUAUUACAAUUUAAAGAUAUUUGUUUUUUUUAUUAUUUAUAAUUUGUAAUAAACAUUUUCAAUUUCCAUUUGUAAAACAAAAUGUUACACAAA